AUGGCGGAUCUACCAGAGUCGCAGGUGUUGCAAUGUCGUCCGUUUUCUUGCGUCGGUGUUGACUACGCCGGGCCUAUACCUAUGCGUGACAAUAAAUUACGAAAAUCUAGGACGUACAAAGCGUAUAUAGCCGUAUUCGUGUGUAUGAGCGUCAAGGCCAUCCAUUUGGAAUUAGUAUCAGAUUUGUCCACUCCGGCCUUCCUCGCCGCCUUCGACCGGUUCGUCGCUCGGCGCGGCCUGCCUACGACGGUCUAUUCCGACUGUGGAACAAAUUUUGUUGGUGCUGACAGACAAUUGCGUCAGCUGAUUAAUAGCCCCGCAGCACAAUCUAUUAUUACGUCGGGGAAGUCCUACUGCGACUGGAAGUUUAAUCCCCCCAGUGCACCACAUUUUGGUGGGUUGUGGGAGGCAGCAGUACGCUCGUGUAAACGACUGCUCGUACGAAUCAUGGGUGCGCACGCGUUCACGUACGAAGAAUUUACAACCGUAUUGUGUCGAGUUGAAGCCGUGCUGAACUCACGCCCCCUCACUCCAGCAUCGACCGACCCUCACGACCUCGACUGUCUAACGCCCGGCCAUUUUUUGAUAGGCCAGCCGCUGUUAGCGCUCCCGCCGCGUACUACUGAGUGUCCGGAACGUCCGCUCACGGACCGUUGGAAGCUGUUGGACCACUGUCACCAGCACUUCUGGCGUCGUUGGUCGACGGAAUAUUUACAUACAUUACAAGAAAGAGGAAAGUGGACACGCGACCAACCAAACAUUGAAGUCGGACAGAUGGUCACCAUCAGAGACAGCCUAGCCCCCCCUUUGGAGUGGCGACUUGGGCGGGUGCUCGAGGUGCUACCAGGUGCGGAUGGUGUGGUGAGAGUUGUGCGCGUUCUGACCUCGCGCGGUAUAGUCACUCGUCCUGCUGCCAAGCUCGUUUUAUUACCUGGUAAUGGUACAGGUCCCCUUAUUUAA
Molecule: messenger RNA, 960 nt
Organism: Macrosiphum euphorbiae (potato aphid)
Lineage: Eukaryota; Metazoa; Arthropoda; Insecta; Hemiptera; Aphididae
Source: the annotation of a GenBank genome assembly